UUGGUGGCGCACGUCUGCCGCUCUCGCCCGCACAUGCAGCCACAGGCGAUGCCCGCGCUGACGCUCACCACCAGACUAUGCUUGAGUAAUAGCAACUGCCGACACCCCCUCGUAUUCUGUACAUACUUUCACCUUUGGCAAGCCACCGGAUUUUCUCUAAAGGAGCUGGUUAUUGAAGUAUAUUUUUGUGAACCUUUUCACUCCGAAGGCGCGCCGGCGCUUGCACAGCCGCGGCUCGGCCUUACAGGGUAGAGUUUCGGGCGGUCUUUUCCAAUAUAGGUUUUCU
Molecule: messenger RNA, 286 nt
Organism: Bipolaris sorokiniana ND90Pr
Lineage: Eukaryota; Fungi; Ascomycota; Dothideomycetes; Pleosporales; Pleosporaceae
Exons: 1
Coding region: 34-252 (72 amino acids)
Source: RefSeq, a predicted model, not a curated record